CGAAUGGGGGCAACAACUUCACAGCCGUUAAAUUUCAAGCCACAACGCACUCUGUAUAUAUAAAUUUAUACACACACAUAUCGUUACAUCAUCAUCAACAACUUCUUCUUAUUGGCAGUAAUUUGAUCCGUACAUCGAGAGUCACGCCCAUGGCGGCAUCUCCGACGUCAACAGUAACAGCGGAAAAAGCGCUGUCGUUCAUCACGAAAGGCUGGAGAGAAGUGAAAGACUCGGCCGACGCGGAUCUCCAAUUGAUGAAAGACCGCGCCAAGUCAUUCAAAACCCUAGCUUCCUCCUUCGAUCGCGAGUUCGAGAACUUUCUCACGUCCGCCUCGCGAUCGACUUUCGCCGUUCCCGCCAUCUCGGCCACCUCCGCGCCGGCCGAAAUCGACUUCGUUAAGAGGCUCCAGCCGAAAUUCACGGAGUUUCGGAGGGCGUACUCGUCGCCGGACUUCAGUAGGAGAGUGUUGGAGAAGUGGAGCCCGAGGGCGAAGCUGCGGAUCGAUUUGUCGGCGAUUAAGAACGCGAUUGUGUCGGAGGUGGAGGAGUUUGAGGAGAGGGAGAGGUUUUUGAGAGGGAUUAGGGAGAGGUUCAAGACGGAGAGGGAGAGUCAAGAAGGUUUGUCGAAGGAUUGGGAGCCGAUUAAGGCGUUUAAGUUGCGGUUGAGGGAGUUCGAGCAGAAGAAUUCGUCGUCGGAGCUCUUCGGAGGGUUUAGAAAGAGUGAAAUUGUUGAGAAGUUAAAAAGUAAUUUGAAAUUAAUUCUUAAGGAGACGAAUGAAGGAAAGGUGUCUGCUGAUGAAGUUCCACCUCUGGAUUUUUCCGAACUUUUGGCACAUCUAGUUAGGCAGUCUGAACCCUUUUUAGAUCAACUUGGGGUUAGCAGAGGUAUAUCCGACAAGAUAGUGGAGAGCUUGUGCAGUAAAAGCAAGAGUCAUCUUCGGCUGACUUCUCUUUCUUCAGAUGAAACUUCCAUUAUUGAAAGUGAUAACAUCAACGAUGAAUUAGACAUGAGGAUAGCUAGUGUUCUGCAAAGCACAGGUCACUGUUACGAGGGUGGGUUAUGGACUGACUCUACCAAGCGUGAUGCGUCAGAUGGGAAACGGCAUGUAGCCAUCGUCACAACUGCUAGCCUACCGUGGAUGACAGGAACAGCUGUAAAUCCAUUGUUUAGAGCAGCAUAUCUUUCCAAAUCUGCAAUGCAAAAUGUCACCCUGUUGGUUCCAUGGCUUUGUAGAGCUGAUCAAGAAUUGGUUUAUCCAAACAAUCUCACAUUUGGUUCACCAGAAGAGCAAGAGCUUUAUAUACGGAAGUGGCUUGAGGAAAGGGUUGGUUUUAAGGCUGAUUUUAAAAUAUCGUUUUAUCCAGGAAAGUUCUCAAAGGAAAGGCGUAGUAUAAUGCCUGCUGGGGACACUUCUCAGUUUAUUUCAUCAAAAGAUGCUGACAUUGCUAUCCUGGAGGAACCCGAACAUCUCAACUGGUAUUAUCAUGGGAAACGGUGGACUGAUAAAUUUAAUCAUGUCGUUGGUAUAGUUCACACUAAUUACUUGGAGUACAUCAAGAGAGAAAAGAAUGGUGCCCUUCAAGCUUUCCUUGUAAAACAUGUAAACAAUUUGCUCACUAGAGCUUAUUGCCACAAGGUUCUUCGACUUUCAGGUGCUACACAAGAUCUACCUAGGUCUGAGAUUUGCAAUGUACAUGGUGUGAAUCCACAGUUCCUCAAGAUUGGUGAAAAAGUGGCUGCAGAAAGGGAGUCGGGUCAAAUUGCCUUCUCAAAGGGCGCAUACUUCUUAGGGAAGAUGGUCUGGGCAAAGGGAUACAGAGAACUGAUAGAUUUAUUAGCGAAGCAUAAAACCGAGCUUGAUGGAUUUAAACUGGAUGUGUUCGGAAAUGGAGAGGAUGCUCAUGAAGUUCAAAAUACAGCCAAAAGAUUGGAGUUAAAUCUCCAAUUUAUGAAGGGCAGAGACCAUGCUGAUGAUUCUCUUCACGGUUAUAAAGUAUUCAUUAAUCCCAGUGUCAGUGAUGUGCUCUGCACUGCUACAGCUGAGGCUCUUGCAAUGGGGAAGUUUGUUGUUUGUGCAGAACAUCCAUCAAAUGAGUUUUUUCGUUCAUUUCCAAAUUGUUUGACGUACAAAACACCUGAAGAUUUUGUUGCAAAAAUCAGAGAAGCAAUGGCUAACGAACCUCAGCCUCUAACUCAGGAGCAACAGUACCGUCUUUCAUGGGAAGCUGCUACCCAGAGGUUUAUGGAGUAUUCUGAUCUUGACAAGAUUCUGACCAACGCCAGCAGUACUUCACAACCGACCAAUUCUGAUAAAAAGAUGAGUAAAUCAGUUUCAAUGCCAAACAUGUCAGGCAUGGUUGAUGCAGGGAUGGCUUUUACACACUACGUUUUAACAGGAAAUAGCUUCCUUAGGUUGUGUACUGGGGCAACACCAGGGACACUUGAGUAUGAUCAGCAACACUCUAAAGAUCUCCAUCUCCUGCCUCCACAAGUAGCACACCCCAUUUACGGCUGGUAGUUGGUUCCGUUAUAUAGGUGUACAUAGUUCAGUUCCCUCUAAGUAUAUCUAGAAUCAGCCUGUCAUGAAUUAAUUCAUAGUGCUCUUUCAAUGUUAGCUAUUCAUUUCUUACCGCAUGUUGCUGUGGUAAAUAGUCCAACAUUGUUACACAUGUAAAUUAGACUUUAAAUACGUUAUGUAACACUUGUAGAGCAAUUGGUUUCUGCUUGCUACGAAUACACGCGGUGAGUAGAAUCAUAUUUUGUGUUA
Daucus carota subsp. sativus is the source of this 2768-nucleotide messenger RNA. RefSeq names its product digalactosyldiacylglycerol synthase 1, chloroplastic. Gene Ontology annotation, molecular function: digalactosyldiacylglycerol synthase activity. Gene Ontology annotation, cellular component: chloroplast outer membrane. NCBI's taxonomy places the organism in Eukaryota, Viridiplantae, Streptophyta, Magnoliopsida, Apiales, Apiaceae. Gene Ontology annotation, biological process: galactolipid biosynthetic process. The transcript has 7 exons. Bases 150 to 2519 code for a protein of 789 amino acids. The record is from RefSeq and is a predicted model, not a curated record.